AUGGCUCAUUUUUCGCCGAAUCAAAAUCGGAUUGGUCAUGAUGAUAACUCAAAUCAUCUUGAGUCGACAUCUCAAGAAGAUCAUGAUGACAAAUAUGAGGGUGAAUCCGUGAGCUUUGUCGAGGCAGAAAAGUUGCGUCGUCCACCAAACUUGAAAAUGAUGAAUUCAAAUGUCCAGAGCACUUCGUUCGCUUUUGACCCGUGUCAUUCUGUUUCGCCGAACCUUGCCAAUAUUAUGAAAGCCAAUGGAAGUUUCAAUUCUCAGAAAAACGCCACACAAGAAGGUCAACUUGCAUACGAGAAUAACACAGAAGCUGUUUACUUUCCGUCUCAGCUUCCUCUCAAUGAGCAGUUCGGAGAGUUUGAGCCACAAAAGUUCUGGAACUUGCUUGACAAUCUCGUCGAAGGCAAAACGGAAGAAGUUCUAGCGACCAAAGAAAUUCCGGAAAAAAUUUCCGUUCGCCAAGUGCUCAGCGGAAAUUAUGGGAAACACCUUCAAAAUAUAGCACAGCCAAUGGCUAAUGAGUACGCAAAUUGUCGUGAAUCCUCGAAGCACGCUGCUGUUCAAAUGCUCAAUCCGAAUAUGAUGUCCAUAAGUGGAAACGGAUUGAGCAUAAUGGCUGAAAAAUCGUAUCAAACCCAUCAUGACCCCCUUGAACCGACAAUGUCAUUGAAUAUUGAAGGAAACUUGGAAAUAGUUGUCGGUCCAAAUAUGUGUCAACCGGAGACCGAAUACAGCAACACCAGAAAUGAUUAUCAGAAUCAGCCAAUACCAUCGCAAGCGCCACCACCGCUUCCGGCAUUGCCACCGCAACAACAUCAGCCAUUCGAAACGCCGUAUCGCUAUCAGAACUAUCCAAAUUACACGGCAGGAACAUCAAGACAAGCGUCGUCGCCGAGAUAUCAGUACAGUGGCCAGCAGCUGCGACAUCCGCAGCCGCCGAUGACAGCGAUCCGACACCAGGGGCACGCGUUCAAUCAGCCAGGCGAGGCGACAGUUGCGAAGCCUCGAAAAUCGAGAAUCGAUAUGAUGACUCAUUCGGAAAUCGGUGUCCACCCCCAUCAGCAGUCGGCGUCUCUAGUUGAUAAAUCGAGCAGCAGAAAGGUUCCCGUCCCGGCUGCAUUUUAUUAUUCAAAAAAUCCGGCGAAAGUUUCAAUGGAAUGUUCAACGACUCAGUUUGAUAAUGCUCCGCAAUCUUCGCAGCCUGCUCCGAGUAAUCUGAGAACAUUCCGGCCGCCACAAGAAGCUCCAGUCCGCAAAUUAACGACAGAUCUCAUCAAAACCUACAAGCAGAUAAACGAAUCGUUUUACAUCAAAAAGCAGCAAAAGAAUUACGCCAAAUAUGGAACAGCGGGCAAGCCGGUAACUCAGAACGUUCAAGGUCCGGUUAUAGAAGGACCAUCCAAUCAGGGCCCGGAGACGUUUUCAAUUCAGAAUGCGUAUCAGCAAAGUGGAAAUCAAAACUAUCAACCUGAAGAACAACAAAAAGCUCCACCUCUCUUUGACACCAAUGCUCCACCCGCUUCGCAAAUGGUGGUACCGAGACGAACUGAAAAUGAUCCGCAUCAAAUGCGCCAAAAGAGUAGCCGUGGUGGACCUCACAAUGGUGGUUAUGAUGAUCACAAUUAUGAUUACAUUCUGCGAAACGGCGAAAUAUUCGACAAAAGAUAUGUCAUCUUGAGCGACGUUCCCGUUGGUAAAGGUUCAUUCGGUCAGGUCACCAAAGCCUAUGACAUGGUGACCAAGGAAGAAGUUGCGAUCAAGAUAAUAAAGAAUAAGAGGACAUUCUUCGAUCAAGCGCAGAUUGAGAUCAAACUUCUCGAACUGAUGAAUUCGCAUGACAAAGAUAAUAAAUAUAACAUUGUCUCGCUCAAGGGUCACUUUGUGCACAGGUCGCACUUGUGUUUGGUUUUCGAAUUGUUGUCAUAUAAUUUAUACGAUUUGCUCAAGAAUACUGGUUUCCGCGGUGUUUCGCUCAAUUUGGCCAGAAAAUUUGCCCAACAGCUGGCCAAAACUUUGCUUUUCCUUUCAUCCCCAGAGCUUUCGAUUAUUCACUGCGAUUUGAAGCCGGAGAAUGUACUGCUGGUUAACGCCAAACGUUCACAAAUCAGGGUUAUCGAUUUUGGCUCUUCGUGCCAAUUAGGUCAUCGUAUAUAUCAAUAUAUUCAAUCUCGUUUCUAUCGUUCCCCGGAAGUACUGCUGGGAAUAUCAUACGACACCAAAAUUGAUAUGUGGUCAUUAGGAUGUAUACUUGUUGAAAUGCAUACGGGUGAGCCUCUUUUUGCUGGAUCAUCAGAACUUGAUCAGAUGAUGAAAAUUGUCGAAGUUCUCGGAAUGCCGCCGAAAGAAAUGUUGGACGCAGGACCAAAGACUCACGAGUACUUCUAUAAAACCCAAGAUGGUGUUUAUUAUUGCAAGAAAACUCGUGAUGGGUAUCGUAAGCAAUAUAGAGCACCGGGAACACGCAAGCUGCACGACAUUUUGGGAGUGACCUCAGGUGGUCCAGGGGCAAGACGUCUUGGAGAACCAGGACACUCAGUUGAGGAGUAUAGCAAAUUCAAGGAUUUAAUCAAGCGCAUGCUUCAAUAUGAUCCGAAACAGAGAAUUUCUCCGUAUUAUGUGGUUCGACAUCCGUUUUUGAAACAAAAGGAAGAAGUUAAGGAACGCGCUCCAUCGCAGCCGCCAGCUUCUAUUCAUAAUCAAUAUCCGCAAUAUCAAUACCCACCGCAACCACCAGCGCCUCAGACAAUGCCGCUACAACCGCAGCCACAACAGUCCCAGAACUUUGGCCUUUAUCCGGGACAAGUUUUGACUUAUGAUAAUCAAGCAUAUCAGCAAGCUUAUCGAAAUGAGCAGCAAGCUGAUCCGGAAAAUGGCGAAUGGCGAAGACGGCAUUCUUCGCAGCAGCCUCCUUCGAAUCGAAACCCAAUUCCUCCAGCAAACUAUGCUUAUAUGCAACCGUUGCAAAAUCCGUCAAAUGCAAGAAUGGACGACAUCGCUAAAGAUAUCGAUUGGAAUAAGCAGAAUCAUCCCCAAACUAGUCAGCAAGAUUAUGGGCAACGAAUGCAUCCUCAGCAAAUCAAUGCGUCUAUGAAUCAACAAUUGAACCAACAAAUGAACAAUCCAAUGGGUUCGCAGAUGAAUCCUCAAAUAAGCCAACAAAUGAAUUCCCAAAUCAAUCAGCAAAUGAAUCCGUCAAAAGAUUGGUCGCAGCAAAUGGAAUGCGAGGAGAACUUUUAUGAUGAACUGGGAGCCAGUACGAGUCAUCAAGGAAGAUCUGAUGAGCAAGUUGCUGCAUUCGGCGAGCAUUCGCACUCGGCAAAUGAUAUUUACAAACAGCAUGCGGGACAGCAGCAAAACGAGAUGAUCAUGAUGCAGGGUCAACAAAUUGCACCGCAUCGUAAUCAAUCAUUUGACAAUUCCAAAGCAAUGCAAGGGUCAGCAAACUAUACGGUGCCACAGAACUUUAAUGGGCAAAUGUCAGUGCCGCAACAGACGCGUUCGCAACAACAGCCGCCGUCGGGACAGCAGAAGAAUUUAAAUGCUCCGUACUAUUUAAGCAACAAACUUUAA
This is a messenger RNA of Caenorhabditis bovis, 3573 nucleotides long. The record is from the annotation of a GenBank genome assembly. Lineage: Eukaryota; Metazoa; Nematoda; Chromadorea; Rhabditida; Rhabditidae.